Molecule: messenger RNA, 930 nt
Organism: Dromiciops gliroides (monito del monte)
Lineage: Eukaryota; Metazoa; Chordata; Mammalia; Microbiotheria; Microbiotheriidae
Product: olfactory receptor 4B1-like
Exons: 1
Coding region: 1-930 (309 amino acids)
Biological process (GO): G protein-coupled receptor signaling pathway
Cellular component (GO): membrane
Molecular function (GO): olfactory receptor activity; G protein-coupled receptor activity
Source: RefSeq, a predicted model, not a curated record
AUGGCUAUUACAAACAAUGUGACCCAGUUAAUAUUUACAGGACUCUUCCAGGAUCGAGAAGCACAGAGAGUUUCUUUUGUGGUGUUUCUUCCUGUAUACAUGGCCACAAUGUUGGGAAAUGGCCUUAUCAUCUUAACUGUCAACACUAGCAAGAGCCUGAACUCUCCCAUGUACUUUUUCCUUAGCCACCUGUCCUUAGUAGAAAUCUGUUACUCCUCUACUGUUGUUCCUAAAUUCAUUUCUGGUUUAUUGGCUGAGAACAAAACCAUCUCUUUGGAUGGCUGCAUGACUCAGAUCUUUUUCUUCCAUUUCUUUGGAGUUGCUGAGAUCCUCCUGCUCACAGUAAUGGCCUAUGACCGGUAUGUGGCCAUCUGUAAACCCCUGCACUACAUGACCAUCAUGAGUCGUCCUGUGUGUCAUGUAUUGGUGUUUAUCUCCUGGCUAGGGGGCAUGUUCCACUCUGUGGUCCAGAUUCUCAUCACUGUCCAAUUGCCCUUCUGUGGUCCCCAUGUGAUUGACCAUUAUUUCUGUGACCUCCAUCCCUUGUUCAAACUUGCCUGUACUGAUACUUUUGUGGAGGGGAUUAUUGUGUUUGCCAAUAGUGGUUUAUUCUCUGUUAUUUCCUUUCUCUUCUUGAUUUCUUCUUAUGUUGUCAUCCUGGUUCACCUGAGAAACCAGUCAGCAGAGGGAAGACGCAAAGCCCUCUCCACUUGUGCCUCCCACAUCACUGUUGUUGUCUUAUUCUUUGGUCCUGCCAUCUUUCUCUACCUGAGGCCCUCUUCCACCUUCACUGAAGACAAACUCGUGGCUGUGUUCUAUACAGUGGUUACUCCAAUGUUGAACCCCAUUAUUUAUACCCUGAGAAAUGCAGAAGUGAAGAAUGCCAUGAAGAAGUUGUGGAGCAAGAAAGUGAACUUGGGAAGGGAAUGA